Molecule: messenger RNA, 344 nt
Organism: Sphaeroforma arctica JP610
Lineage: Eukaryota; Ichthyosporea; Ichthyophonida
Exons: 2
Coding region: 132-302 (56 amino acids)
Source: RefSeq, a predicted model, not a curated record
AACAGAAAUUGAACGUCGUGGUGACCAAGUACAUCAAGAAGCACCUAAAAGCGGAUCUUGGGAUCACAGAGGUCGACAUCACGGAUAAGAAGGUUUUUGGACGAAAACAUCAAUUCUUUUUCAAUACCACUAUGGACAUUAUCAUUCUCUUGAACCCCAACGAGAUCUACAACACGAUAAUGGAUGAUAAAUUCUUCGAGAAUGAGCUCGAGGACAACAAAGCGAAGAUAUGGAGGAGGUUCAACGAAGUAUACAAAGCUAAUAUUGACCCAAAGCAAAGUCUGAUAAACCAAGUAAAGUGAGAUACUCAAUCCCAGAUAGGAAUAUAAUUAAACCGGAUUUAC